GAGAGAUCAAGGGUUGUUGAGUAGUGCUUGAGGCACUUCAUAAUCUGAUGGGUAUUCACAGGUUCAAAUUGUCAGAUAUGAUCCCAAAUGCUUGGUUUUACAAGCUCAAAGACAUGAGCAGAUCAAGAAAGCAGAAAGGUUCUCAUGCUGUGAAGAACAAAGCAAGCUCACCUGUAAUGCCCCAGAGGUCGCCCCCAAGUUGUUCGCACCAUUUCCCCACAGAACCUUACAGAGCUGGUAUGCUUUUCAACUCGCCAAUUCAUAACAAAGUCAGAGACUUUUCAUUCACUGAUUCACCAAGAAGGUCAUCCAAGAGAAGAGUUCAGAGGAAAACAAUUUACAACCCUUCUCCCUCGGCUUUGUCCUCUUUCUCAACUGCUUGCAGCUGCCAUUGGACUCAGCCAAAUCAAGCCGAGUCUCCGGAUUUCUAUGCCUCUUCCAUUGAGAGUUCUUCCACUGAAUUAGAUCCCUAUGAAUGUAUCACAUCUGAAUCUGAUGAGUGCGAUAGCUUAGCAGCUCCUCACAUGUUGAAUGGCCUUUCCCCUGACUGCAGUUGCAGGGUUAGUUCUUCCACUAAUGAUAUCAUCAUAGACAUGAACAACGAAUCGUUUGCUGUGAAUCCUGAAAAGCUAGAUGGGUUUGAUCCAAUUUCGAAACUAGGCCUUCCUCCUAUAUUAACGAAACCAGCGAGGUUUGAUGAUCAGGUCAUUGAAGCAUCUUACUUGAAAUGUUCAUCUAAGGUGAAGGAAAGCAGCAGAACUACAACUCCAAAGUCCUCGGCUAAUUCAAGAGGAAUAAGACUUAGAGUCAAUUCUGCAAAACUUGCAAGUAGGAAAGUUCAAGCCUGUGCAAGAAGGAGUAUAUCAUCAUCCAGUGCGUGCAAGGUUUCAAGCAACACAGGUUUUCCUGAAGGUUUUGCAGUUGUCAAGUCCUCAAUUGAUCCGCAAAGAGAUUUCAAGGAUUCAAUGGUGGAGAUGAUCAGGGAGAACAAUAUAUGGUCAUCAGAGGAUUUGGAGGAUCUUCUAGCUUGCUAUCUCUCACUUAACGCAAGAGAAUACCAUGAACUCAUAAUCAAAGCAUUUGAGCAAACUUGGUUUGAUUUGGCUCAACUCAGAAUGUAAACUUUAAACAGUGCACGUGUAAAGCUUUGUAUCAUGCCACCACUUUCUGGAUCCGCUUCUCUGUUGUAUUUUUCUGGUUUCCUCGUAUAAAAAAUUCUCUCUUUAUUUUAACAACCUUAAAUAUGGUGCAGGAACACAGAGUUUCGUGUCAAUAACAAAUUAGU
Molecule: messenger RNA, 1285 nt
Organism: Neltuma alba
Lineage: Eukaryota; Viridiplantae; Streptophyta; Magnoliopsida; Fabales; Fabaceae
Product: transcription repressor OFP1-like
Exons: 1
Coding region: 48-1121 (357 amino acids)
Biological process (GO): negative regulation of DNA-templated transcription
Molecular function (GO): DNA binding
Source: RefSeq, a predicted model, not a curated record